CAUUUCUGAGUGGUAAAUAUUAGAAAAAAAAAGCGAAAAAAAAACAUUUCGAAAGCGAGUUCACGGACCGUAAUAUAUUAUGUUAUUUUGCUGCUGAGAGCUAAAAUUUAGAUAAUUACAAGCAAUUUUGAUCAUUUCAAAUGCCUAUAUUACAUCUGCAAAUGAAAACACCUUUAUAGUUCGAAGUAAAAAACAGCUGAGGAUGGCGGACCUGGAGGGUCUGAAGAAGGUGCUGCGGUCGCUGGUGGUGUCGUCGGCGACGACGAUGGACGCGGCGUCGCUGCUGCGCGACUACCGGCGCAUGCUGGGCGAGCCGCUGCCGGCCGCCAAGCACGGCUUCCGCGACCCCGUGCAGUUCCUGAGGGAACGCUGCGAGGACUGCUUCUUGUUUUCCGGGCCACAGAACAAUCCCAUACUGACCCUCAUUGUGACGGACUCCAUAAAACACAUUGACCAGUUCGUUCAGAGCCAGAAGGCCUCCAAAUUGGCAAGGGGGAAACGGAGAAGUGUGCCAGAGUCCAUAAUUAAAAAGACGCAGCCUAAUUUAAUAGCAUCCACAUACAAGCCAGAAACAGGCAGGAUACCAAAUGGCAGACCAGCACCGCCACCCAACAGAGGAUAUAUAGAAAGAGGGCCACCAGCAGAACCUCGGAAACCGGAACCACGGUACACUGAGGCUUGGAAACUGGAACCAAUACCUCGGAAACUAGAACCAAUACAAUAUACUGAGACUAGGAAAGCGGAGCCGAGUCCGCAACUAGUCACCAAGCCUGAAGGAAUGACUGCAAGACCAGUUGUCAAGAAGGUUGAGUCGGAGUGUUCGGACACACCUUCAGCUAUUGUGGAAACACUAAGUAACGGGCACAGCGAGCAUCCCAGCGAAGAAUCCCACCAGCGGCUGCAGCGGUUCCUCAAGAAGCGGAUGCCGGUGUACCAGUCACAGAAGUUGGGCAGCCAGGAGUCGCUCCGGGACGACGACUCGGGCCGACAGACCUCCUCCAGCCUGAGCGAACGGUCUGCGACGGCGUGGGCGAACCUGCAGUCCGAGAUCGUGCGACUGGUGUCGCGGCGGCCCGAGGGUGUGUGGUGCACCGAGCUGGUCCGGCUAUAUGAGGAGGAAUACGGUCGCGAGCUGAACUUCUCCCGCUUCCACUACCCGUCGGUGUCGGCGUGCGCCUGCGCCGUGGAGGGGCUGAGCGCCACGCGCGCGCCCGACGGGAACUGGCUGCUCACGGUGCCGGGCGGACAGGAACCGCGACGUAGCGAGCCGGCGUUGCGGCUGCGUCGCGUGCCGCGAGACUCUUCGCUCAGCGCGAGCAAGCACGCCAGUCGCACGCUGCUCGACGCCGACGAAGCUCUGCCCUUCAUAGACUAUGAUCCAGACGUGUUUCCCUCCGACUGCCUGAGUUUCCUGGAGAGCAUCCCUGCAGGCAGCCUGGCCGGAGUGAACCCUGGAGACAUGCUACCAGUCCGGGUGGCCGAGGUGUACUCCCCGAGCCACCUGUGGCUGCAGCGCAUGGGGCCCGAGCUGGAGCUCAUGGAGGAGUUCAUGGGCGAGAUGACGGAGUACUACUCCAAAGGCGAGGGCGCGGAGCGCGUGCUGGCGGCCGGCGCGCGGCGCCCGGGCCAGUACUGCAGCUCCGUGUUCGAGGACGACUGGCACCGCUCGCUCAUCGUGCAGAUAGUGGACACCACCACUGUCAAGUGCCGCGAGUGUGCAGCCAGUAGUGUACAGCGCCCGGGCCAGUACUGCAGCUCCGUGUUCGAGGACGACUGGCACCGCUCGCUCAUCGUGCAGAUAGUGGACACCACCACUGUCAAGUGCCGCGAGUGUGCAGCCAGUAGUGUACAGCGCCCGGGCCAGUACUGCAGCUCCGUGUUCGAGGACGACUGGCACCGCUCGCUCAUCGUGCAGAUAGUGGACACCACCACUGUCAAGUGCCGCGAGUGUGCAGCCAGUAGUGUACAGCGCCCGGGCCAGUACUGCAGCUCCGUGUUCGAGGACGACUGGCACCGCUCGCUCAUCGUGCAGAUAGUGGACACCACCACUGUCAAGUGCCGCGAGUGUGCAGCCAGUAGUGUACAGCGCCCGGGCCAGUACUGCAGCUCCGUGUUCGAGGACGACUGGCACCGCUCGCUCAUCGUGCAGAUAGUGGACACCACCACUGUCAAGUGCCGCGAGUGUGCAGCCAGUAGUGUACAGCGCCCGGGCCAGUACUGCAGCUCCGUGUUCGAGGACGACUGGCACCGCUCGCUCAUCGUGCAGAUAGUGGACACCACCACUGUCAAGUGCCGCGAGUGUGCAGCCAGUAGUGUACAGCGCCCGGGCCAGUACUGCAGCUCCGUGUUCGAGGACGACUGGCACCGCUCGCUCAUCGUGCAGAUAGUGGACACCACCACUGUCAAGUGCCGCGAGUGUGCAGCCAGUAGUGUACAGCGCCCGGGCCAGUACUGCAGCUCCGUGUUCGAGGACGACUGGCACCGCUCGCUCAUCGUGCAGAUAGUGGACACCACCACUGUCAAGUGCCGCGAGUGUGCAGCCAGUAGUGUACAGCGCCCGGGCCAGUACUGCAGCUCCGUGUUCGAGGACGACUGGCACCGCUCGCUCAUCGUGCAGAUAGUGGACACCACCACUGUCAAGGUGCGGCACGUGGACUACGGCACGGUGGACACGGUGGCGGCGUCAUCGCUGCGGCCGCUGAAGCGCGAGUGGGCCUCGCUGCCCGCGCAGGCGAUCAGGGCCCGGCUCGCGGGGCUCCGGCCCGCCGCCCACAGCCGGCGCUGGCCCCGCGCCGCCGCCGCGCACUGCCUGCAGCUCGUGCGCGAGCGUCCACUCGUCGGCAACGUCGUCGGCGUCGACCACGAGGUACUGUCUACAGGCUCCCCCGCCGCCCCCGCGCACUGCCUGCAGCUCGUGCGCGAGCGUCCACUCGUCGGCAACGUCGUCGGCGUCGACCACGAGGUACUGUCUACAGGCUCCCCCGCCGCCCCCGCGCACUGCCUGCAGCUCGUGCGCGAGCGUCCACUCGUCGGCAACGUCGUCGGCGUCGACCACGAGGUACUGUCUACAGGCUCCCCGCCGCCCCCGCGCACUGCCUGCAGCUCGUGCGCGAGCGUCCACUCGUCGGCAACGUCGUCGGCGUCGACCACGAGGCUCCCCGCCGCCCCCGCGCACUGCCUGCAGCUCGUGCGCGAGCGUCCACUCGUCGGCAACGUCGUCGGCGUCGACCACGAGGUACUGUCUACAGGCUCCCCCGCCGCCCCCGCGCACUGCCUGCAGCUCGUGCGCGAGCGUCCACUCGUCGGCAACGUCGUCGGCGUCGACCACGAGGUACUGUCUACAGGCUCCCCCGCCGCCCCCGCGCACUGCCUGCAGCUCGUGCGCGAGCGUCCACUCGUCGGCAACGUCGUCGGCGUCGACCACGAGGAGAACAUCCUGGAAGUGUUCCUGAUCGACACGUCGACGAGCGAGGACAUCAACAUCACGGAGCUGAUGAUCCGCGCGGGGCACGCCGACGCGCGCCCGCUGCCCGCGCUCGGGGCGCGCGACGGCUACCUGCUGCCCACCUUCCCCGCGCUGGAGCUCGGCCUCACGCCCAACUACUCGGAGAUCCACGCGCUGCUGCGCGACGGCAUCGCGCUCGAAUUCGUCGACUCGUACCGCGACCACGUGGCCGCGCUGCUGCCCUCCUCCAGCGACAGCGGCAGCGAGCCGCCCGAGCGCGCCGCGGCCGACGGCGGCGACUCCGAGCUCGAGCACAGCCCGGCCCCCUCCCCGCCACCACCGCUCGCCUCCAACCGCGUGCCCAUGGCGCUCUCGCUGCUGCGCCUCGCGCCCGGUCCGCCCAGCCCCGAGCCCGACUCCGAGCCCGAGCCCGAGGCCUCGCCGCGGGAGCAGUCGCCCGAGCUCGACUCCCCCGCGCCGGACGUGCGCGAGCGCUGCCCCACCCCGCUGUCCCCCGCCCCCUCGCCGCCUCCGCCCCCGGUGUCGGAGCCCGCCCCCGCCCCCGCCCCCGCGCCCUGCUGCGGCAGCUCGUGCUGCGGGGCGCCGGCGCGCACGCCGCACCCGGCGGCGCUGUACGCGCUGCCGCACUGCCCGUGCCGCCAGCAGGCCUGCAAGCCUGCUCCCGCGCCCGCGCCGGUGCGCCCCUACGCGCCGUCCUACUACCGCCCGAGGGUGGCCCCGCAGCAGUACUACUCGCAGUUCCGCCCGCCGAUCCCCGUCAACUACUACGCCGGUCAGCCGAUCUUCCACCCGACCCCCCAAAACUUUCCGGUCCCGCCGCACCCUCAAAACUUUGUACCGAAUUCGCCCCUCAACCCUCAACUCUUCGUUCCGACCUCGGCGCAGAGUCCGUUCGUUCCGAACUCGAUGCACAACUUUAGGCCGUACCCGGGGCCGGUCCCCCCUCAAAAUUUUGGACCCGGCCCGGUGCUUCAUUCGGCAAAUUUCGGACCCGGACCGAUUCCGUCGAACGUGGGACCCGGACCGAUUCCGUCGAACGUGGGACCUGGACCGAUUCCGUCGAACGUGGGACCCGGACCGAUUCCGUCGAACGUGGGACCCGGACCGAUUCCGUCGAACGUGGGACCCAGACCGAUUCCGUCGAACGUGGGACACGGACCGAUUCCGUCGAACGUGGGACCCAGACCGAUUCCGUCGAACGUGGGACCUGGACCGAAUCCGUCGAACGUCGGACCGGCACCUGAACAGCUACCGCCGGCCACGAGUAUAUUAAAUCUACAUUCCGCGAGCCCCGCGCUGAACGGUCCGGCUCCGCUCUGGGCGUCGACGUCCUCUCUCUCGGGCGGGGCCGGGUGCUCGGUGCAGCUGAGCGCGGAGGAGUGCGAGAUAUUCGAGUUGGUGUCGCGGGUGGACCCGGGCGCGGCGCACCGCUACAUGAUCUCUGCGCUGCGGCGCGCGCGCGACGAGCGGCCGGCCCCCGGAGCCCCCGGAGCCCCCGGAGCCCCCGGCGCCCCCGGAGCCCCCGGCCCCGGCGCCGGCCUCAACCCGCACGCGGCCGAGUUCCUCGCGCGCCCGCCGCCGCCGCCGCCGCCCGGCUUCGAGAACUUUACCAAAUAACGACUCAACACUGCACACAUGAGGCCCACCUAUUAUGAGUUGAGUGCUAGUACUGUAACCCCCCCUACCUCAUCCGUUGCGAAGUAUACGGGCUGUUGCCGCGGAACUAAAUCAGGAACACGCGCGAAGUUACCUUUUUGAUGAUGAAAAAAACGUGCCUUAUAUGCUACGAUAUCAUGUUUGCAUUAAAAUUGAACUAUAAAAGCUCAACUGAGUGUGUACCUGACGGUCUCAGCGAAUCGAAGACGCAUCGUAUCGUAGAUACCCGCUCUCCGCUCCGCCCUACUACCUCGUAUAUACCGAAUGAUUACCGUAAAAAUUGUACACUCACAUCUCUAUCUUUAUAAGGAGUCUGGCAAAAAAACAGUAAACAUUUCAAAAGUGGCAACAGUGCAGAGUGCCGUCCCGUUUUAUUUUAUCACGUACCUACUGAUUUCAAGGGGACGACACUACAGUAUUGCCACAUUUUAAUUUGUACUGUUUUUGCCAAGCUGUAGCUCGAACGAUAACAAUAUUUUGGUAUGUGACGCGAGUGGCUCGCCGACAGCCAAGCAGCCCGUGGUCUUCGCGAGCCAACAAACACUUCGACUGACUAACAUUAUUAUUGUAUUAAUUAUAUUUUAUCCGUGACGCGAAAGUGUCGGGACAGAUAAUAUUUUGUGAUUGUAUUUUUUCUGAUUCAAAGUCAUUAAAUGACGCCCUAGUGUAAGCAACUCGAUUUGAAAUUAUUCGGAUUAAUCUCUUUUGAUUUAUAUUUUCUUCCAUUUUGACUUAAGUGUUCAGUUGAUUUUACAUACUUGUCCGCAAGUAUCAUAAUUUUUAAUGUUGAUAUUGAUAGUUUAGUAUUAAGUAUAAAUCUAGUUGAUUGUUAAUGUUUGCCGCAUUUGACUACUGUUACAAAUAAUCUAUCUUGUUAAGUGAAUUGACGUAGAAUUUAUCAGUAAGUAAUCCGCAUCUGAAUGUUGUUGGUUACAAAUAUAGUUGUAAGUUAGUAAGGCAAUAUUGCGAUGGCAAGCCGUUCUGUUAGAGUAUACGUUGAUUGGAUCUGUGAUAGUAGGUCUGGGCGCGGUGCCAUAAUCGCCUGGACCAACUGGACUAUUAUAAGUUUCUCAAUAAAAUAAACCCGUCAAAAUGA
This is a messenger RNA of Leguminivora glycinivorella, 6218 nucleotides long. RefSeq lists its product as uncharacterized. NCBI's taxonomy places the organism in Eukaryota, Metazoa, Arthropoda, Insecta, Lepidoptera, Tortricidae. The transcript has 22 exons. The coding region runs from base 203 to 5083 and encodes 1626 amino acids. The record is from RefSeq and is a predicted model, not a curated record. Gene Ontology annotation, biological process: spermatogenesis.